AAAUUUAUUUAAUUUAAAGUAAAAAUAUAAAGAUUUAAUUAAAAAUAAUACAAAAUAUAAAUUUAUUUAUAUUUUUCUUUAAGAAUUGUCUAGAAUCAUUAACUUAGUGAGUUUCGAAUUUUACAAAGAAUUGAACUCCUCCUUUCCAAAUUUUCCGGCGUUGAAAAUGGGGAAUUGCUUGACGAGUAUCAAGAUUCUUCCCCAAAACGACCAGCCUGAGCCACAAGGCCACCGACCAGAAGUCAUCGAAGGGAGGAGAGAACUUACAGCGUCCAACUUGGGAGGAGCCGAGGUCGCUGCUGAUGAGGGUGAGAAGAUUAAGCAGAGGAAGAAGAAGAUGAGGUUCAAAUCAAACGAAGAAAACAAUGUUGUGACACUGGAAGAGUUGAACCAGAUUUUAAGUUCCAGGAAAGAUUUGAAGCACUCUUCAGUGGAGCGAAAACUGAGAGGUAUUUGGGUUUCUGAAGCUGGAAGAGCAAGUGGAGUUGAUGGCUUUCAUGGAGGUUGGAGGCCGGCAUUGGAGAGUAUUCCAGAGGAAGAUUAACAAAAUAAAAUAUCUGUAACUUUUAGUUUUUUCCUGAUUAACUGAUCUCUCUUAUUGUAAAUAAACCUUUGAUUGUACCUUGCGCGACUGCCAUUUU
Molecule: messenger RNA, 641 nt
Organism: Theobroma umbraticum
Lineage: Eukaryota; Viridiplantae; Streptophyta; Magnoliopsida; Malvales; Malvaceae
Source: RefSeq, a predicted model, not a curated record